Molecule: messenger RNA, 1188 nt
Organism: Morchella sextelata
Lineage: Eukaryota; Fungi; Ascomycota; Pezizomycetes; Pezizales; Morchellaceae
Exons: 3
Coding region: 1-1188 (395 amino acids)
Cellular component (GO): membrane
Molecular function (GO): serine-type endopeptidase activity
Source: RefSeq, a predicted model, not a curated record
AUGUUCAGGUGCCAGUUCAAUGGCAUCAAAGCCCUAUCUCGAUCAAUAUCAUUCACAUUGCGCAAACCGGCACCCUCAACACUUUCGCGGGGGGUGUUGGUUUUUCCAUCCAGCAUUAACAAAACAGUUCCCUUUGGACCUCACUCACAGCCAAAAAAGGAACUAAAAUGUUUUUUCUCAUCUACAGCUCUGGGAAGUGCCCGAGCAAGAUUUCGCACUACGCAAAAAGAACCCCCCCCCCAACCCCCGCUGGAGCCUGAACCGGCGCCAGAGUACCACGACCCGCCAGAUCUCCCACCAAAUGAACCAAAGAGAAAGGAACCUGGCAGUGGCCUAGUAAAAAUCUUCCUAGCGAUCACAGUGCCGAUCUUACUUCUCUCCGUGUCUGGCGAUUUCGUGAGAAUGACUGUGACACGAGAGGAGGUCUGCGAGGCGCUGGGAUUGGAUCCUACAGUGAGACCGGGGCCGAAGUACUACGAUGAGUACAUCCGACGGUACAAACCAGAGAAGGUUUUCUGGCUGAAUCUGUCGGAAAAGAUUAAGCUGAACUUCAGCUUCUGCGCACAUAAUGCUGUGGGUGAAGGUGAAUCGUUCAGGUGGUGGACGCCGUUGACUGCGCAAUUCAACCAUGGGGGACUUUUACAUCUGUUUGUGUGCUAUACCACUCUCAAGGCGUUCGCCCCAGUGCUAGUUCAGCUAUACGGGAACCGUGUGACAGGAACAAUAUUUGUGGCAGGCGGGAUCAUGGCACAGGCAUUUGUGGCCCUCUUUGAAAAAUCUGUGAACCCAUUCGUGGCGAUGUCGCAAGAAAAGAUAUUAAACAAGGUUAAAUCCGGCCUCACGAAGGACGAGGAAAGCCAGCUGCGACGGGCAAUAUCAUUCGCAAUGGGUAGCAGCACUUCUCUGAUGGCAAUGGGCACCAUCUGCGCAAUCGUAUGGCCGGCAAUGAAAUUGAACCUGAUGUUCAUUCCUAUCGGUAUCCCGAUCAGAACGGCCUUGGGCGCCGUUGUGGCGUUCGACAUCGGCGGAAUGUUUUAUGAUUACGGGAUCCCGAUUGGUCAUUCAGGUCAUAUAGGCGGCGCUAUUGCUGGUGUUAUUAUGUAUGCGCUGUGGAUCAGGAAACUGCCGACUGUCUUUCAGCGUCGCAUUGCCCAGGCGAUGAAUGGGAGGGGAAUUAAUAUACGGUAA